Molecule: messenger RNA, 459 nt
Organism: Dermacentor andersoni
Lineage: Eukaryota; Metazoa; Arthropoda; Arachnida; Ixodida; Ixodidae
Product: juvenile hormone acid O-methyltransferase-like
Molecular function (GO): S-adenosylmethionine-dependent methyltransferase activity
Source: RefSeq, a predicted model, not a curated record
AUGGUUUCCUACGCUCGCCAGCACAGUUCUCAUCCAAAGCUAGCGUACGAGCUGUUGGACAUAACAGAAGACGUCUCGGAGUUCCUCCACCAGUACGGACCUUUCGAUCGCCUCUACUGCUUCAACAGUCUUAACCGCGUGAAAGACCAGCCGAAGGCAUGGAUCAACAUGGCGAAGCUACUGAAGCCUGGUGGUGAGUGCCUUCUGUUUUAUGGCGCUUGGUACGUUACACCAGAAAUUUGGAGGGCACUGGCCAGAAAGGAACGCUGGAGAAAGUUUGCAGAGGUGUGGGAAGGCCUCAUUCCGGCUUCACGGGACAUGGGGAGCAAUGAAGAUAGGCUGAACCACGUCCGAUCACUGGCGAAAGACGUUGGGCUGGAAUUGAGGAGCUGCGAGAUGGCUCACAUCUACCUCCCGCUGCAAGAAUGGUCCGGAAUGCUGACGGCAUUGAUACCAUGA